Messenger RNA from Macrosiphum euphorbiae (potato aphid), 279 nucleotides. The record is from the annotation of a GenBank genome assembly. NCBI's taxonomy places the organism in Eukaryota, Metazoa, Arthropoda, Insecta, Hemiptera, Aphididae.
AUGCAAAACACCAAUGCCUAUCCAGCAGAAGAUCGUCCACGUUUGCGUGAAAUAUUACAGCUAUGGAAGUUGGAGAUCUUACAUGACAGAUUAAUUGAACAAUUUAUCACCAUUACAGUGUUAAAACUUUUACGAAAGGAUGAUGUUAAUGAAUUGAUUUCAAAUAAGUUUCCUAUUGGUGUAAAAGUUAUGUUUACUUAUAAACUUCAAGAAUGGCAAAAACGUAAUCCACUAACUGCUGCAGAAUAUAGUCGUUUGAACAAACAGUAUAAUGUAUAA